AGAGAGAGAGAGAGCUCUGCGCGCGCUCUGCUCGUCAUUAAGAGUCUCAGCACCCACCGCGCGCUUUCUAUGUGGAAACUUUCAAAAAAGGAUUCUUUAUAAACUCAUCACCUUCAUGUCGGCACUGCUGAAUAUUUCCUCACCGAUGCUAUGGUUACCUUUAUUACGAUCUUACAGGUGAAUCUAGUGAUGUCCAUCUUGCUGUACGUGAUGUUCCUCGCGUACCUCUAUGGUAUCUCAGCCUCUUCGAUGGACAAGCAGCAGCCGACACAAGAUCCCAUCAAUGCGCUCAUUAUAAAGCUUCUUCAGGCCGACAUCAGUCGCAGCCGACAGAAAAAGGAUGAGGGAACCCUGGACGCACGUCCAUCCACCACUUUGAACACACCUGCAGUGACCAACUACAAGGAGAAACUUAGCUCACCCACUUAUGAGCCAGUGACGGAUAUCUCCUCGGAACUGCUACGUCAACACAAACGUUACAACUCACCGCGUGUUCUACUAAGCGACCGACCACCUCUGCAACCCCCGCCGCUCUACCUCAUGGACGACUUUGUAAGCAGCCAGGAUGCUAAUGGCAGCAACAAAACACGACAGAAACGCUACGCUGAGCACAAGAGCUACAGAGCGGAGUAUUCAGUGUGCGACAGCAUGAGUGAAUGGGUGAAUCGGACCACAGCUGUGGAUAUUAAAGGACAGCAGGUCACCAUUUUAGAGAACAUCAAUGCAGGACGCGCAAACCUCAAACAGUACUUUUACGAGACAAAAUGUCGGACGGAUAAGCCCUUUAAGGGCGGCUGCCGGGGUAUUGACGAAAAGCACUGGAACUCACAGUGCAAAACCACGCAGACUCAUGUGCGUGCCCUCACUCAGUAUAAAUCCUGGGUGGGUUGGCGCUGGAUACGGAUAGACACCUCGUGCGUGUGCGCACUCUCGCGUAAACACCGCAGGACGUGAAAAACACGCAAACCGACAUAUUGUGCAACAACUCCACUGUCUUUCUAUUUUUCCCUGGGGGGGGGGGCUAUAAAUAUAUAAAUUAUUAUUUAAGUUAUGUGGAAUGCAUAUAGUUUAUACAUGUCUGUGUAUAAUGUAUAACAUGCUUGUUAUUUAUUUUAGUCGUCUGCAAAGGAAAAUCUUAAAAAAAGAAAGAGACUUAUCAAGCAAUGCCACUAAGCUACAGGAGCAUUACAUGGUGAAUCUAUGUGCCUUGCUCAAGUAUCAGAGUCAUACGACAUUGGGAACAGUUGCAAUGAAAAACAGUCAAUAUCAUAUUAACUUCAGUAUUGUUCAAGAAAACCAGUUUUUCUACAGACACAGGCUGCCAGUAUAUAGUAUCCUCUUCAUGUCUGGGGAAUCAAAUUACAGUCGAGAUGUUGUCGUAUUUUUUAUGCAAAAUAAUAUGUAAACAUACAGUAUGUGUAUUUGAAAACUGCAUGAAAUACCUAAGAAAUAUAUAUUUUUCUAUCACUCAUAUUGUACACCGUGAUGUUAGUGGUUCGUACAGAACACAAAGACUGAUGGACAAAUCAGCGAAUUACCACUAGCAACACAAACCACUUUGUAUCACUGGAAUAUUUGUCACAUGUCACAAUCCCAGCAGGAUAAUGAGCUCAGCACCAAAACAAAAAACAAAACAAAACAAAACAAAAAAGCAGACCAAAAAGUGAUAUAAAAGAUUUUUUAGAGUUCUACUAAUUCUUGUGAGUCUGGACAGUAUUUGUUUCUAGUUUUGAUGGUCGACUAAGAGAUGGCCUUUUGAAAGUUCUUAGUAUUUAAAGGGAUAGUUCACCCAAAAAUAUUAAUUCUGCCAUAAUUUACUCACCUCAUUAUUCUAAACCUUUAUGAUGCCUUUUCUUUUAACAUGAGGAUGAGUAAAUUACAGAGUUUUCAUUUUUGGACGUACUAUCCAUUUAAGCUAGUGCAGUGUUGGUCAGAUCAUUCACAACAAAGCACCAAUCAUAAGCUGUUUUAACAGCUCAGAGCAUGUCCAUUUUAGAAAUGUUAUCACCUUUACCAAGUAUGGCACUUGCUGACAUAGCAUAGCAGCAAAGACGUGAAUUAGUGUGAUUACAGCCCAGCAAUGCAGAGUAGGUUAAAGUGGAGACAAAGCAGCACUCGUUGUCUCUGGUUCACCAUUGUGCUGCUUAUUACUCCUGAAAAUAGCUCCUCAACAGAUGGAGGAAAGACUCCUCCUACUAGCCGCACCCUUCUCAAAAGCUCCGCCCAGCCUACCAGAGACCAAUCUGACCACCACGCCCAACUUCAAGAUGGUCAGACCCACCUAUUUUCAAUUGUACACCACAAACAACUGUAAAUUUAGUGUAAAAAAGAAAAGAAAAGAGUAAACCAACCCAUGGAUGAAUAACAGUUAACAAGAGGACAACAAAAUGGGCCAUUGCUAAUGACACUGUAGACUUACACAGAGGUAAAGCUGCCUUAAGAUAUUGUACAUACGUGCAGAGCUGGGAUUUGAACAUGUAAUCUCCCCCUUAAGAGGGUUUCCCUCUUGUCAGACUCAUCUUAGGAGAUAAGCAUUUCGCCAGUGCACUAUGAAAAUCUUUUCCCGCUAUAAGUUUAUAUAAGGAGACCCACUCAAACAUUAGCAUGCUAGGAAGUCAUGAGACAAGGGAUUUCUGUGCAUAAGAUUUAAAGUCCUGGAAGGUUCCAUCUGGAGUAAGCUUUUAUGCAAAAUAUGUCAGUCUGUGAAACCAGGGACUCAAUUUAAGAUAUGUAAGAGUACAUUAUAUAUGGUUUUUUGUUUUGUACUGGUGCACAGUAGAUAUUAUAUACCCAAGAAAACUCGUUUGUGAAAGGCGUAGAAAAAAAUAGUUUGCGGUCAUAUGAAGAGCAAUUUAAAUGGCUAGGCAGCAGGGUAUCGGUCAGUCACGGCUCGACAUUUAUUCAAGCUUAUCUUCGGGCGCAUUACCCAGGUCACUUCUGAUUGGACAAACAGCCCAAGUCUCUCCAAAGAGUGUCACAUAUAACCUAAAGUGUUAAUGGUGUUAUUUUAGGUCACUUUCAGAACAUAUUUAUUUAUUAGCAGGAUAUGCUAGAAUUAAGUCAAUAUGCUGCUCUACAAAGGCAAAAUGCAGUAACUAUGGCAACUAUGAACUGAGCAAAAUGGCUUCACAGUUAGCCAGUUAUUUUGCUAUUUUAACACUCUCUGAGCAUAGUUGAGCCAAACACAACUGGGUCUCAUAAAAUCAUGUUACUGUACCUACAUUUUUGCAGAAAAUAUUUUUAUGUGUCUUGUACGUAUCUCGGUGAAAUAAAUACUAGAGGUGCUACAACAACAAUGACUUUUAUUCCCUUUAACACAUCACAAGUAAAACGGCAGAUUAUCAGUUCAUAAACACUUUUCUCCCUGUUCCUCAAACAAUGCUGUCUUAUGACAUCUAAACACUUUUGCUAUAGUUUAUGACUUGUAAGGCGAUACAUUUUGGCUUUUGCAUUACAUGACCAAUAACAUUUAAAAGCUUGUUUAAGUGUGAUCAAAUUGCACGGUAGCUCAACCGAUAGAGCAUUGCACUUCCAGUGCAAACGACCAGGGUACAAGUCCUGAAGAGUACACGAGUCAACACGUGAGCCGAAAGUGUCAUAGAAUCACCAAAAAAUUAUGUGGUUGCUUCAGCAAUUGCAUUUGUCAUCUCACAUUUGCUUUUUAUGGCACUAUUGGUUAGGUUUAGGUUUAAAGGAGCAAUAUGUAAUAUAUUUACUGUACUAAAGCAUAAAAUUAUAAUAAUAUGUUAUCAGAGAUUUAGGAAACAUGCUAAGUUAAAAUACUGGCUUUUCCGAAAACAAUGCUACAGCCAGUAUAUUCUACUUUGAAAUAUCUGUUUCGGGCCGGAAUUUCUGUUUGUGUUUUGGCCUGUGUGAUCCCGCCCACUGCUAUUUCCCAAUAGUAUUUAGACACCCCGGGUUGCCAGAUUUGAGACAAGUUAGCGGGCAAACACAGCGCGCUGCAGCCAUGGAAGCCAGCAAUACAUCUAGCUAACAUUGACAGAGUUAUAAAAAAUCCACAUGUGCUGGUUUAUAAUUUGCAAACAAUAAAAACAUUGCAAAUGUAUACAUCAGCUGAUCAACUUACAGUGUAAGGCUCAUUGCUUGCCAUUGUCAGUUUGCUCGUUCCUGUUGCGUGUCCUCAACCUGGCAACCUGCGUGAUCUUCGAGUCUGGAGAGGAGUGGGUGUGGGAGACAACUCUCUCCAAUAUUUUGAAUUUGGACUGCAGUACCCAUUUUAAAUGCUUGAUAUCAAUGUUACAUAUUGCUCCUUUAAGGUUUAGUUUAGAGAGGUCGGUUUUCUUUAUUUAAAACUCAAAAGAGUAUUAACCUUGAAAACCUCAACUGUUUGGGAGAACAUUUUACCGCUUUUAGUGCCACACGGUGGACAUUUCACAUGCCACAAUACAUGUAAUGAACUACGUAAUAUCGUUUUGCAAAAAUGUCGCCACAGUCACGUAAUUUUCAUGACUGUCACAGGACAGAACAUAGUCUAAGAGACCAAAUUUUUGUCAUAACUCAAUUUUAACAAAAUGUGUGUUUACUGUGUUUUGCUGUUGGAUGGCAGUAUGGUUCAAACCCAUUAUUACAUUAAGUAAAGUGUCUAUAAUGAACACUUCAUCCCCAUAAUUAAGCUUUAUUAGCAUACAGUUGUCGAUUGAAAUGUGGCUUUGAAAUAUUAAUCAUUCUUUUAUUGUGUUUUAAUGCUUCACAUGAGACAUAAUGGUGCAUUUGAAAGUAAAAUUGUGUUGGACUAACACAAGGCACUAACUAAAGGACAUUUGAUUAUUUUAAAAACAGGUUUAACUUUUUUUGUGAUUGACAGAUUCAGUCUGAGACCAAAUAUUGGGUGUGAUUUGAAAAAGAACCACAGACCACUAAGGACACAACACACCUACUUUGGAUUCAAUAUUCCGGCUGCUUCUUACUUCUUUAAUUUAGCCCUCCAUGGAGACAUUGGAUAAACGCUCGGAUAAAACACAGGAACUCAAUAUAUCCCACAUCUCCCAAUUGGAUUCUGCUGGGAAUGGCCCACACAGUUGUCCAAAUGCAUUGCCUUUUCUGUAAAACAGAUUUUUACACUGGAGUGUGCAAGCUGAGAAUCCCUAAAUGAUUUUGACACGGCUCAUUCCUGUAUGAUGUUCACUGGAACAUUCCCAUGUAUUUUAUGCUGUCUGGUGAUGUAUUUAUGACCUGCUGGUGUCAUGCAUACUGUGUAGGAGUCUUGCUGCUUUAAACCACUGCAACCAAACCUUAUGAUGGACCAAUGGCCAUUGCUGAAACCCAAGGACAUGUUCUCUGUUUAUACUGAAAACAGUGCCAAAAACACAUCAAAUUCUAUUUAAGGACUAAACACUUCUUAAUAUCUAGACAUGAAAAAUUCCUCUUCGGUAUGUCAAAAACUAUGAGAAAAGUCAAAUCCAUGUUUUAGUAAAAAAAAAAAAAAAAAAAAAAAAAAAAGAAA
Myxocyprinus asiaticus (Chinese sucker) is the source of this 5464-nucleotide messenger RNA. RefSeq names its product neurotrophin 3 (gene ntf3). The record is from RefSeq and is a predicted model, not a curated record. Bases 151 to 954 code for a protein of 267 amino acids. Gene Ontology annotation, biological process: positive regulation of peptidyl-serine phosphorylation; neuron projection morphogenesis; memory. Gene Ontology annotation, molecular function: nerve growth factor receptor binding; growth factor activity. Lineage: Eukaryota; Metazoa; Chordata; Actinopteri; Cypriniformes; Catostomidae. The transcript has 2 exons.